AUGGGCUGCGCUCCCAGCAUCCACGUCUCGCAGAGCGGCGUGAUCUACUGCCGGGACUCGGACGAGUCCAAUUCCCCGCACCAGACCACCACCAUCUCGCAGGGCACGGCCGCCACCUUGCACGGCCUCUUCAUCAAGACCGACGCGGCCGACUCCAUCCCUUCGGUGCUCGCCUACCAAAGCCGCCAGCCGCCGCCAAACUGCCCGGCCCGCCAGCGCAGGGAGCCCGCCGGCCGAGAAGGCAGGACCGCCGGAGUGCACCACUGCUGUGGUGUCGAGGUGGAGACCCAAACCAGCCAAAGCAGCAUCAAGCAGGCAUCAGCUACUGAGACAGAAAUUGGGCCUAUGAGACUGACACAAGAUCCUAUUCAGGUGUUAUUGAUCUUUGCGAAAGAAGACAAACAGACUGAUGGGUUCUGGUGGGCCUGUGACAGAGCUGGAUAUCGGUGUAGCAUUGCUCGGACACCAGAAUCAGCACUUGAAUGCUUUCUUGAUAAACACCACGAAAUAAUUGUUAUAGAUCAUCGAAACUCCAGAUACUUUGAUGCAGAAGCCAUCUGUAGGUCAAUCCGUGAUACAAAGCCUGCCGAACAUACUGUAAUACUAGCCGUCAUUCCACAAAUGUCUGCUGGCCAAGAAGAAGCCUCUGUCCUCCCCUUUCUCCAUGCUGGUUUUAAUAGGAGAUAUUUGGAGAAUAGCAGCAUCAUUGCUUGUUAUAAUGAACUGAUUCAAAUAGAACAUGGUGAGGUACGAUCACAGUUCAAGCUACGGGCUUGUAAUUCAGUGUUCACAGCACUAGAACACUGCCAUGAAGCUAUAGAAAUAACUAGUGAAGAUCAUGUAAUUCAGUAUGUAAACCCGGCCUUUGAACAGAUGAUGGGCUAUCAAAAGGGAGAGCUAAUAGGAAAGGAGCUUACCGAGCUUCCAAAAAGUGACAAAAACCGUGCAGACUUACUGGAUACGAUCAACACAUGCAUCAAAAGAGGAAAAGAAUGGCAAGGAGUUUAUUAUGCACGUAGGAAAUCAGGAGACAGUAUUCAGCAGCAUGUGAAAAUAACACCUGUGACUGGCCAAGGAGGGAAAAUCCGACAUUUUGUGUCUAUCAAGAAGCUGUGUUGCACCAAUGACAGUAACAAACAGACCUACAAGACUCACCGUGAUGAAAAGUGUGCAGGAGACCAGUUUCAGUCAGAUGUUCACUCCUUCAGAUGCAAGAACAGGAGGAAAGAAUCCAUUGAUGUCAAAUCAAUAGCCUCUCGAAGCAGUGAUGCCCCAAGUUUACAGAAUCGGCGGUAUUCCUCAAUGGCAAGAAUCCACUCCAUGACAAUAGAAGCUCCAAUCACGAAGGUGAUUAAUAUAAUCAAUUCAGCUCAAGAAAACAGCCCUGUAACUGUAGCAGAAGCCUUAGAUAGGGUUUUGGAAAUCUUACGGACAACAGAACUUUACUCCCCUCAACUAGGUACCAAAGAUGAAGAUCCUCACACUAGUGAUCUUGUCGGAGGUCUGAUGACUGAUGGCUUGAGAAGACUGUCAGGAAAUGAGUAUGUAUUUUCUAAAAAUACGAACCAGAGCCAUGGUCACCUUUCAGUGCCAGUCACCGUCAGUGACGUUCCACCCUGCAUUGCACGCUUGCUGGAUAACGAAGAGAGCUGGGACUUCAAUAUUUUUGAACUGGAGGCUGUUACAAAUAAAAGGCCAUUGGUUUACCUGGGUUUGAAAAUUUUUGCCCGCUUUGGCGUCUGUGAAUUCUUAAACUGUUCAGAAGCCACCGUACGCUCCUGGUUCCAGGUGAUUGAAGCCAACUACCACUCCUCCAAUUCCUACCAUAACUCCACUCACGCAGCUGAUGUUUUGCAUGCCACAGCUUUCUUUCUGGGGAAAGAGAGAGUUAAGGGAAGCCUUGAUCAUUUGGAUGAAGUGGCUGCAUUAAUAGCUGCAACAGUUCAUGACGUAGAUCACCCGGGACGGACCAACUCUUUCCUGUGCAAUGCGGGCAGUGAGCUAGCUGUUCUCUACAAUGACACUGCCGUACUGGAGAGCCAUCACACAGCUCUGGCAUUCCAGUUGACAGCAAAAGACAACAAGUGCAACAUCUUUAAAAAUCUUAACAGGAAUCAUUAUCGAACUCUUCGCCAGGCAAUUAUUGACAUGGUUUUGGCAACAGAAAUGACUAAGCACUUUGAGCAUGUGAACAAGUUUGUGAACAGUAUCACCAAGCCCAUGGCUUCUGAAGAAACCAACUCCAAUAAUGAGGGUAGCGACUGUGAAUGUACAACCAAUCUCAAGAACUUUCCAGAUAACCAGACGCUAAUCAAGCGCAUGAUGAUUAAAUGUGCAGAUGUUGCAAAUCCAUGUCGUCCUCUAGAACUGUGUAUUGAAUGGGCUGGGAGGAUUUCAGAAGAAUAUUUUGCACAGACUGAUGAAGAAAAGAGACAGGGUCUCCCAGUUGUCAUGCCAGUAUUUGAUCGAAACACCUGUAGUAUCCCCAAGUCUCAGAUAUCCUUCAUUGAUUACUUCAUAAUGGACAUGUUUGAUGCUUGGGAUGCAUUUGCACAUCUGCCUGCCCUGAUGCAACACUUGGCAAAUAACUACAAGCACUGGAAAACGUUAGAUGAGUCAAAGUGUAGGAGCCUUCGGCUUCCUUCAGAGAACAAUAAUGGAAGCUGAAGGGAGAAAAAGGAAUAUCAAAGCCUACCACUCACACUGUGAACCAUUUACUGGUAUGGACCCAAGAGGGGCAGAAUUUCCUUCACAAUGAAGUUACCAACUGGGCAGUGAGGAGAGAAAUACUGUUUCUCAAUUUUAAAUAGCUCUAAAUUCUACAGCGCUUUGUUUUUAUAAAGGUGAUAAUACGGAGACCAAUAAACACUUUAUAAAGCUAUCCUCUUUUUUGUGGCACAACAGAUCCUUUUAAAGAUAGUUUUAUAAAAUUGUUAUAAUUUGUCAAAUAUAUAAUUGGUAUAAUUUUGUGUGCAGACCAAAUUGAUUAUGUGAAUCCCAUAUAAGCGGGCAUCAUGACAUGAACUAAUUUCUUUGGAAUAACUAUCAACAAUUUUUGAUAAAACUUGUCAUUUUAGGGCAGCCUUGCUUACAGCAAGUAUUGUUUAUCUGAUGCAACAAAACAAAAGAAGAGAAAGUAAUUUGAGGGGGAAAGCAACAAAUUCAACUGUGCUUUGUUGUGAAAAAUUGACUGUUUUAAUAGCAAACUUUGACUUCAAUGUAACUUCAGUUCUGCCAGACAAUACUGUGAGCUUUGUUAUCUUUGAUAGGUAUACAAUUUCUGUGAUCCAAACCUGUCUGUGCAUACUGCUUUCCUUCAUAAGCAGGCUUCCCUGUGGACUUCGGUGCCAGGGGGCGGUUUGCGUGCAAAACUGGGAUGCACUCACAGAGCUGGCUCCGUCAUUAAAGCCUAUGGUAAAGUGAGGACUCUGUGCACACUGUGGGUUCUACAUAGACAAGGAGUCCUUGGAUCUGUUUUGCUUGUUCAAGUAUCAUUUUGUAAAAUUGUAAGUAGGAGAUACUAAAGUUCACAAAGCUGAGCAAAUCCAUACUUUUCUCUGCCUUCAAAUAUUUGACAGUGAGCCAUAUUGUGAAAAACAACUGAAGUUGAAGGACAGGCAUCCCAUCCUAAAACAUCUGUCUGCAUCAUGCUUUGUGAUGUUGUACAGUUCCAAAUUUACAUCUACAUGCUUAGAAUGGGGAUUGCUGGUAUAGUAGAUCUUAGGAGCAGAGUGUGAUAGAUAUUUUAUACACAUGAGCCAUAAGUAAAAGAAACCCUGUACGUGCACGCACGCACGCACACACACACACACACGAGCCAUAUUCAAAAAGGUCUCUAGAAUCCACACCCAUGCAGAAGCCUCCUAUUCUCUUUCUAGGAGAAGGGACCUGGCUGCUCA
Molecule: messenger RNA, 3899 nt
Organism: Elgaria multicarinata webbii
Lineage: Eukaryota; Metazoa; Chordata; Lepidosauria; Squamata; Anguidae
Gene: PDE8B
Product: phosphodiesterase 8B
Exons: 22
Coding region: 1-2667 (888 amino acids)
Biological process (GO): signal transduction
Molecular function (GO): 3',5'-cyclic-AMP phosphodiesterase activity
Source: RefSeq, a predicted model, not a curated record